AUGUUUGCGGAACCAGGUGGUUCAUUCGUAAAUUUAGCGGCAGCUGUUGCGGCAACGUUAAUAUCUGCUAGUACAACAUCAGGGUCGUUGUUCACCACUCAAACUUCACAGGCUCCUACCACCGCAUCGACAUCUUCCCUUUCCAUGGCAACCACUCUAAUCGCCACAACGACUUCCAGCUCAACUCCAAUAACGGUUGAUGUAUCGGUCGGUAUUCCUCUCAUCCUCACUAUUAUGGCAGCAUUUUAUUUCCUAUAUUGUGGAUGCCAGAAACGUAAGAUACUGUAG
This is a messenger RNA of Botrytis porri, 288 nucleotides long. RefSeq lists its product as uncharacterized. The transcript has a single exon. Bases 1 to 288 code for a protein of 95 amino acids. The record is from RefSeq and is a predicted model, not a curated record. NCBI's taxonomy places the organism in Eukaryota, Fungi, Ascomycota, Leotiomycetes, Helotiales, Sclerotiniaceae.